Molecule: messenger RNA, 2382 nt
Organism: Parnassius apollo (apollo)
Lineage: Eukaryota; Metazoa; Arthropoda; Insecta; Lepidoptera; Papilionidae
Source: the annotation of a GenBank genome assembly
AUGAACAGUCGCAGUAGUGUAAAUGAAACGAAUUUGGUGAAUUUUUCGGCGGAACUCACAACCCUUAAUCAAUUGGACACAAAAGACGGUCUCCUGAGCUUUCCAUUCGAUCACAUCUACGCCUGUCACUCGGAUACCGCCGAUCGUAGAUCGCUGCAAUUGGAAAAGGAGGUAGAAAUCUCUACGCAUUGUGUUGUCACAGAAGAUAAAAGUGCUGAAGUUGAGGUCAGUCGUCUUUCUGAAAAGUUGGCAGCGGCUGAGGGCCAGAACAAGAGAUUAAAAGAUCUUCUCAUCUAUCAUUUGGAUCUGAUACAACAGCAGAACGACCUCCUUUCUAAGCGGGAGAAGCUAUACCAAGCUUUGAGACAAGAGAAUGAUUCACUAAAGUCUAAAUUAAACGAGAAGAAACUACCAGCGACUCUACGGCAUACAGUCGCCACGCCCGUAGUGGCCGCAUACGGGCCAACUUCAACUGUCACGUCCACAGUCAUUGGCAGCGAAACUGAUGGCGCUUCGCAGAUUAUGCUAAACAGUUUCACGGAGUUACUCCUGCCUGACAACAGGACCAAUUCUUAUCUGUUCGACGGUGAUUUGAGCAAACCGAAACCUUUCGCGCAGGAGAGCUUCGAAAUACCCAGGUCUUCGGAGACAGAUGUGACUACCUUCAUCCCGACGGAUGUGGGAGCUUCGAUAUUGCACAGCAAGUUAGACCGUGACAAGUUCACCAUGAUUGAGAGCAAGCGGUCCUAUGUCAAGAAGGAGGUCAAGAGUGAGCCCAGACAGGAGGCACUUUACACGGUCACGUCAAGCAGUGGGAAUCCAGUAAUCCAAAGAAUACAGAGGAACAAACGGAGAGAGUCCACAGGGAUUGGGAGCCUCAGUCGGAUGUCUAAAAGUCCCGCUGUGAAAGUAGAACUACCUGAGAGCAGUAAAAUGUUUAAUGAGGACAAGGCAUAUGAACGGACAUUCAGCCUAAACAAAAAGUCCAAAAUGAUCAGCACCUACGGCAAAGCAAGGGGUGGGGCAGCUAAGAAAACAACCCACUUUACCGGUUCCCUGUCAGAUCGUCUUCAGCUGAUCGACACCACGCCUACGGGUGAAGACCCUUACCAGUUGGGCGAGGCCGACAUGAGGGAACAGUCUCCGAUACCCAAGCUGAUGCUGCAAAAAACUAAUCAUGGGAGGAUGAAGAUUUGCUCCGAGGCGGGAAUGACGAACACUGCUCGACGGAUCUACGACGCGCCGGCAACAGAAACCAGUACAAAGGCCAACUUAAAAAUUGAUAGGUAUAACCUCUCAAGUACAUACAUACCAAACAUAAAGAAGGAGCCAAAAACUGUAAUAGUGGAGGAACCAGACCUGGACAUUGUUAAGACAGAGCCGGAGAUCGACUGGCGGACUUACGGAACCAGUAAACCCGGGAAGGAGACAAGUCUGUGCGAUUUCUCAUAUGGAGAGAACCCAAACAAUCUUGCCUCGCAUAUACUGCCCUCGCUCGACUCUGUGGAGUUCCAAGAGUUGUUCUCUACUGAUGCUCUGAACCUGGAUAACCUGAACACGGUCGAGUACCACACAGCUACAGAGAACAAAGCCACGACGGAGAAGACUAAGAAGAGAGGAGCUAGGGCCACCAGUCUGAUGGGUGCUCCGGACAUUCCACCUCCCGGUGAAGGCACCUCAGGGUCCAUGCCUCUAGAAGUUCUAGGACCCCCUGUCAAACGUGUAGGGGAAAGCAAGCGUGGACGAAAACGGGCACACUCCACGACAGGACUCGCUAAAGUACCUAAACUGAAACCUCCGCAGAAACCAAAGCUAGCUAGAGGAAGAGCCGCGUGCCGCGGGAAGAGGUCGCCGGUGCCGGGAAUGAUGACCCGGAGGCCGUAUCACACGCAAAUGGGAGACCCGGAUCUCUCUUGGUACCUGGGCCUGGACCCCGAUCUCAAGGCCGAGGAUGUCGACCCGCCCGCCGAUUGUAAACUCUCCACCGUCGAGGUGCCGCGAUGGAGGGAGAAGCCAUAUACGAGCUGUUACACGAUGGAGGGCACCGAGAACGUCGACGACCGUGUUUUCGAAAAACGUCACCAAAAGCUUGAGGCUGAGGAACGACGACAGCUCAGGUGGCACAUGCGUCGGGUCCGGGAACAAAGGCACGUGGAGCGACUCCGGCAAAGACAACGCGCGAGCUGGGCGACGCGACCUGCGGUGUUCUCUGUAUGGCCCCGGCCCCUUGCGGAUGCACGCUAUAUAGAGAUCACCGACACGUUGCCGGUUAUCGCAUUCGGCGAGCCCAUGCCGGAUCUACCUUGCAAAGACUUCAUGCUGCCUUGGGUGAGGACUUCUAAGGCGCUGAAGAGGUCGAAAAGAUCGAAGACGCUGCAUUAG